This is a messenger RNA of Rhopalosiphum maidis (corn leaf aphid), 919 nucleotides long. RefSeq lists its product as uncharacterized. The transcript has 2 exons. Lineage: Eukaryota; Metazoa; Arthropoda; Insecta; Hemiptera; Aphididae. The record is from RefSeq and is a predicted model, not a curated record. The coding region runs from base 111 to 647 and encodes 178 amino acids.
CCGCCGCCGCGGUCCAUUGUCAGCGCACGUUCAUUGUGUCGUCGACCGUCACCGCAGCGACACGCACAUCAUCGCCACCGCAGCCGCCGCCGCCGUCAUUUGGCUCGACUAUGGACCCAGCGACGGUCGCGCUGAUAUUGUCUUUCUCGGCGCUCGCCGUUGCUGCCACUGGCAAACCGCCGAACGGCCGCGGCGCAUUCGGUUACCCGGACGACGAGCACGUGAUCAUCACUCAGUACGGACCGAUGCGGUACGAACCGAUCACCGCCGACCAGAUGAACAGACCGUACGACGGCGACGGGAAAUCCGCUUCGUCCGGCCGCGGCUAUUACAAGGCCGAGGUGAUACCGUUGGACAUGAACACCUGGAAGCCCGCGGCCGGCGCCGACGGCCGUUGGGUCGGCAGAUCGGCCGCCGGUGGCCGGACCGAUUCGUUCGACGUGCCGCUCCGGGUCGGAUAUUCGGUGCGGCCCGCGGCCCGACGACGCCGACACGAUUACUUGCAGUUGGCGGGUUAUCGGCCGCGACCGCAGCAACCGCAGUGGUUCCAUCAUCAGCCGGCCGUCCCACGCCGACGCAUCGACACCGAUCCUCUGGAGGUACCGAUCCGACCGCGGUUUUUUGAAGGCAGGGCACAGUUUGCCUGAAGUCCAACAUAAUGAAACCAAAUGAACUAUGAGCACCGUUUGUGGACAUAAUAUUUAGCGUCAUGUAUGUGUUAAUUCUAUGGAAAUAAAACUCUUUACUUAUUACUCGUUAUAUGCAGCAAAUAUUGUAUGAUACUUUAUUAUAAUAUUGCGAUUUUAUGUUGAUGCUCUGAUUUUUAUAUUAAAAGUGUUAUUUUGCAAUAAAUCGUAAUACUAAUGGAAUACCUACGUUUGACAAUGCAAACAAAAUAAACAAUUCCUUUAAGAACAUA